AUGUCCGACGAUGAAGAUCCUGAGGCUUCGCCAAUCAAAAGGCCGUACAGCACUAUGCCUGUGAGCCGGAAGGGCAGCCCAAGGAAGUCACUCAAGUCACUGUAUCCUGCAGGCCCGGGCAGCAUGGAGAACAUACCUCCUAUGCCGACGCACAUGCAUCGUUUCUCGCCAGCACCAGGAACCGCAUCUGAACCCUCGCGGAUACAGCUCAGUCCUCUAUCAAACAACGACUUGAACGGCGUGUCAAGGCCUCCUGCUAUCACCCAAAGCUCCGCACCUGCAGGCUUCACGGCUGUCAACAACGGAGGUUUCACUGCUGUUAACAACACGCCUCCACCUAGCGAGCCGCCUCGAGAGCCAACACGGGAAGCAUCCAGAGAACCGUCGAGAGAAGUGCACCGACCCCCUCCUGGUAUUGGACAUCGUCACAGCAACAGUUACACGAGCCCAUAUGAGCCGUCUUCACGCAGUGCUGCCAUGGCUCGAUCUGCUACGGAAACUCCUCGAUCUGCACCGCCUGCCACUCCUACACCAGCUUCGAAUCAAGGGUUUCAAGCAGUGAACGCAUCUUCAGCAGCUAAUGGAGCAGGUGGAUAUAUGAAGAGGGAGUCUCCUGCCGUUCAGCCUCCUCAGCACACAAAUAUCGCUCCGCAGCCACAGCAGUCGCAACCGCAACCUCAAGCACAACUGCAGCAGCAACAGACACCGUCCCACCCUUCACACCCACACCAGGCAUCACCGCAUACACAUCAUCCUCAGCACACGCAGCUACCGUCACAUCCGCACAUUCAGGCUCAGCAACAGCCUCCACCCCAACCACCAAGUCGAUCUAAUACCCCGAGCCACCCCUUCGGCCGUUCUCUCGCACCACACCCUCGCAGUAGAUCUAGUACACCACAUGCGCAGGCCGCACCUAAUCAGCCUAUCAUGGCACCUAAUAAGCAGGUUACAUCUGCACCCGCGAUACAAAGCGCCCCCGCAUACGGCAUACAACUCGUUCCUACUACACAAGACGCACCGCCCGCGCCCUCGAGCAAACCCCGAGCGCCCUCAAACCACAGCCAACCCGCCACCGCCGUACCCCAACAUACCUCACCCCACCAGCCCGUGCUGAAAAGCCACCAACAACCGCCUCAACCGCCCGAAACCGCACACGUCGUCCAGCCCCCACAACCCCAAACCUUCCCCCGCGGCUCCGUCUCGACGGCCGACCUCCGCCUCCUCCAAUGCGAAGUCACCGCCGGCCUCUUCACCUUCUUCUACCCACGCUCCACAAUGCCGCCCGACGAAGCCAGCCUCCUCGUCCGCAUGCACACACUCUGGUACCACGGCGAAGCCCUCUUCCGCACAGAACUAUCCACACACUACGAUCUCGUUUCCAAGAUCCUCACCGCAUGGCUACACGAGCGUCAAGCCAUCGCUUCACUACGGCACAGCAUGGCCGCCAACCCUGGCGUGUCUCACAUUGGCCUGGUAGACCGGUUGCUGGCCAUGAACGAUCUCAGGGCUAUGCGGUUGAAGUGGAAGAAUAUGAGUAGUAUUGAUGGAUUGAGUCCUGAGGAUCUACUCUGUAUGGCUUUUAGGGUUAUGACGAAUACGGAGGGGAGCGAGUAUAUGUUUAAAGACGGGUUGGCGAGGCUGGAGCUGGGCGUGUUUGAGUUUUUGAGGAGUGAGGAUGCGAAGAUUGUUAUGCAGCGGAGGGAUACGAGGGCGGGGUGA
Messenger RNA from Alternaria hordeiaustralica, 1719 nucleotides. RefSeq lists its product as uncharacterized. NCBI's taxonomy places the organism in Eukaryota, Fungi, Ascomycota, Dothideomycetes, Pleosporales, Pleosporaceae. The record is from RefSeq and is a predicted model, not a curated record. The transcript has a single exon. The coding region runs from base 1 to 1719 and encodes 572 amino acids.